GUUGAAUGAAUGUUAAUUAUGACCAAUGUAAGAGUGAUGAUUACAGAGAGUCCAAACAUAAAAACCGAUAGGACAAAACAGGACAACUUAUUUGGUCACGUGUUUAUGACAGAAUCCUCUGGAAGACUAUAACUACUAAAGUUGGUGUAGGUGAGUAAAUGUGUAUUGUCUUUGUGUUUGUGAGACGUAGAGGUGGCAAUUCUUAAUCCAAUCCACCAAUCCAUUAAAAAUAUCCACCUAAUCCAAUCCAUUUAAUCCAAAUCCAAUUGGAUUGGUAGAUUCAUGGAUCAAUCCAUGGAUCCAAAUGGCAAAUUACGAUUUGGUACCUAUACUUUUUAUAUUUUACAUUUUGGUACCUAAAAUUUAAUUUUUUAUACGAAAAUCUUAUUGGAAAAUUACGUUUUGGUACCUAAAAUUUUUCAUUACGACAUUUUAGUACCUAAACUUUUCACAUUUUACAUAUUGGUCCAAGAUUAAGGAUGUCAUUUGGAUUCAUGGAUAAUCCACCAAUCCACUUGAUCCAAUCCAUGAAUCCACCAAUCCAUUUGAUCCAUGAAUCCACCAAUCCAAUCCACAAAUCCAUGGAUCGAUCCAUUUGCCACCUCUAGUGAGACGAGAACAUCUCUAAGUACAGACUACAAAGUGAACUGGGGGAGCACUAUAAUGUGCGGUGUCUAAUGAACAAGCUAAACGAAAUCCAAAUAACAACGAAAAGACAAGACACCCUAUUUAGGUGGUAGUUCCAAUUACUGAUCUUAUUCAGUUUAAUUCGACUCUUGUUCUCGUUACCUUUAUCACCGUACAUCCUUUGUGUGACAGGACCAAAACGCGAUCAUUAAGGUCCUCAAUAUGACCUUCUAAUACGAAUCAUUGGAUGAAACAUGGGCCAAAUAGGUAUAGGAUCAAACACCAACCGCUCUAACAUUAUGUUGCUCAAAUUUUAAAAGUGGUGUUUAGAGCAUAUAUGAUUAUAUGGUACAAAACUAAACAAUGAUGUUUUAUGAUUAUAUGGUACAAAAUUAGCUAAGGUUUUUUUUUUUGGUACUGAUAUUGAAAAAAUUGAAGAUGACAACAUCUACCACUCUAGAUUUGUAACUUGUGACCUGGACUCGAACCAUUCAAAAAAUCCUACGGGUGGAUUAUCGAGCGAGCUGCCAAAGUUUUAUAAUGGGCUGGGCCUCUGACAAAAAUAUGGCUGGACCUAGCCAUAGACGAAUCAAUUGCAAAGCCCAAGGCCAUCCUCCGCAAUUAUUAACGAUCGUUGGGAGUUUUAAUUAAAUUCUAUUUAAACGCUCGCUGUUUGAGAUUAAUUUCCCAAUUAUUAUAGCGAGGAGCAAAUUUGCCAAGUGAGACCGCUCGUAAUUUAACAUUUAUCACAACUCCCACGUGGAAAAUUACAAACCACACCCCAAAAUGUUCGCUACCCCACCACUUGGUCCCUGUCUCUCAUAUUAUCCACAUCUUCCUCUCCGCUCCUCCACAAAUCUCAAAACCAACCCACUCACCGCCAAAAGAGAUUUGAGAGAAUCUCUCCGCCGUCGGCGAAGCCACAACAACGGCGGCGCUUCUCCAUCUUCAAUCUGUCUAAUUAGCCGCCGAAUCCGAUUCCUCCACUUCAUUCCUUUCCUAAAAUGGCUCUACUCCAGCUCAUUUCCACUCACCAACCAUGCUUAAACCUCAACUCCGCCGCCGUCACCGCUUCCCUUUGCCCUAAUUCCAAUUUCCCUUCCAAUUCGCCUCCGUUCCUCCACUUCUGCAACAACCAGCGGCGCCGGGGGAGGGCGAAUUCGUUGAGAUGCUCAUCCUCCUCGUCCUCCUCCGAGAAGAGCCACACGAGCCAGCCGAGACCCGACGACGUCGUCGAGCUGCCGCUCUUCCCUCUCCCACUGGUUCUGUUCCCCGGUGCGAUUCUGCCUCUCCAGAUCUUCGAGUUCCGCUACCGCAUCAUGAUGCACACGCUGCUCGAGUCCGACCUCCGAUUCGGCGUCAUCUACUCCGACCCCGCCACCGGCACGGCGGAGGUCGGUUGCGUCGGCGAAAUCGUGAAGCACGAGCGCCUCGCCGACGACCGGUUCUUCCUCAUCUGCAAAGGCCAGGAGAGAUUCCGCGUCGCCAAGGUGGUCCGCACGAAGCCGUACCUGGUCGCCGGCGUGCGGUGGCUGGAGGACCGCCCGUCCGGCGAUGAGGACGUCGAGGCUCUGGCCUCGGAGGUGGAGGCGUACAUGAAGGACGUGAUUCGGCUCUCCAAUCGGCUCAACGGGAAGCCGGAGAAGAAGGAGGCGCAGGACUUGCGGCGGAAUUUGUUCCCGACCCCGUUCUCGUUCUUCGUCGGGAGCACGUUUGAAGGGGCGCCGAGGGAGCAGCAGGCGCUGCUGGAGUUGGAAGACACGGCGGCGAGGUUGAAGCGGGAGAAGGAGACUUUGAGGAAUACCCUAAAUUACUUGACCGCCGCUUCUGCAGUAAAAGAUGUGUUUCCUUCGGCCUGAAAUCCAGAUUGCUCGAGGAGGAAAUGCUCUUAUAUGGGAUUCGAAUUGCAGGUAUACAGGGGCAACAAUUGUGUAACCCAAAAGGUGAAAUUUUGGCCGCCGUUCUUAGUGUGAUAGAUGUCGCAAUUGUUGCACACUGUUUAUAGACUGGAUAAGUUUGCACAUAAAUGAAGAAAAAGCUUAGCUUCAAACUCCAUUAUUAGUACUCUGUGUGCUCUUGCUUCCUGGUGGCUUGAAUCUGCUUGUAUUUUGGUGAGGGGGAUGAAGAAAGAUGAACUGGGUUCUGGUUAAAUUUUGAAGCUUGGUUCUAUCUGAUACUCUGAAUAUGGCGCAUGAUCCGUGUGUUGUUCUCAUCUCCUAACAUUUGUUACUCGAGCUUCUCAGCAGAGUUACAGUUUGCAAGAAAUAAAAACAUAAACUCUAAAAGCUUCUCUAUCCAUACCAAUAAAACAAGCAGCAGCAGUGUUUUUGGUUUGCCCUCCAUCUGAUGAUGUGCAGCAGCAUCAAUAUUGAGCUUUCCAUCAAUCACGAACAUGCUAAAUUCUAGCUCAAUCCUCAGUCCAACUCUUGGCCAUUACCUGAUCACUUUGUUUGCACACAUACCAGCUUGCAAUCAGCUAACCAAACUGCAGAUACUAAUGGUGCAAUGUCCUCCCGAAUAUUGUUUUCAAUCUUCACGAUCACGAAUCUGAUAUCUUUACCCAUUGUUCUUGAAUUGAGCUUUCAGAUCUCUUGCCAUCAAAACGCCCAAGAAGAAGACAUAGACAAGUCUUGAAAGACAUCCUAGCCUCAACUUGGUAUUCCUCAUAUUACAGCAUUAGCUCAUCCCAUUGUUGUGGCAAUCUACCCUUCUACCAUUUAGCUCCUUCAGCAGCACCAAACAUCUGCAAUGUUACUGUUCUGCCGAGAGUUGAUUGCAUCUGCUCUGUGUACUAUCCAACACCAUGUCAAUGUCAUCACUGGUGCACUUCUUCCAUUCUUCUAUUAGAUUCCUGAGGUGGCAGUAGUCUUGAUUUCAGCAUGGCAAUCCAUUCAUCAGCCAUUACGUGAUCCACUUUGCCCACGUAAACAAGCCAGUUAAACAAAGUCUGCUCCCUCUU
Linum trigynum is the source of this 3586-nucleotide messenger RNA. NCBI's taxonomy places the organism in Eukaryota, Viridiplantae, Streptophyta, Magnoliopsida, Malpighiales, Linaceae. The record is from the annotation of a GenBank genome assembly.